This is a messenger RNA of Hyaloperonospora brassicae, 450 nucleotides long. NCBI's taxonomy places the organism in Eukaryota, Oomycota, Peronosporomycetes, Peronosporales, Peronosporaceae. The record is from the annotation of a GenBank genome assembly.
AUGGCGGGCGUCGGCGCUCGGGCGGCGGGUGCUGCUCCGCCACACGAAGGACUCGUGAGCGCGCGAUCGCUCCCUGCGUUCCUUUCGGCGUCGCUGCAUCAGGCUGCCGACUUUGCGCUGCCGCUGGUGUUUUCCUUGCAUCAGACACUCGUGACUGCCCCGGACAUUGUCGAGUCAGUGCGGCGGCUCAACAGUCGCGCCAUUGCGCCCGAUUCGAACAACGUUGCGCGCAAGGCCUCGUUCGCCCAGGGCGCGGCACUGCUGCGACUGGAGCUGUCCACCUAUGCGUCUGCUAACCCACGCACGCACGUGUUGCUGCUGCUGGACAUCCGGAAAGCGGUCAAGCAGCGAACGCAAGAGGGCGUUCACGAUGCUGUGCUCUUUCGCGCAGGAUGUGCGUUGCUGGAUCUGUGGCGGUCAAGUCGAUGCAGCGCAUGUUUGUGUAUGUGA